Haliotis rubra (blacklip abalone) is the source of this 1240-nucleotide messenger RNA. RefSeq names its product interferon-induced GTP-binding protein Mx-like. Bases 107 to 1177 code for a protein of 356 amino acids. Gene Ontology annotation, molecular function: GTP binding; microtubule binding; GTPase activity. Gene Ontology annotation, cellular component: microtubule; membrane; cytoplasm. NCBI's taxonomy places the organism in Eukaryota, Metazoa, Mollusca, Gastropoda, Lepetellida, Haliotidae. The record is from RefSeq and is a predicted model, not a curated record. The transcript is spliced from 7 exons.
CACGUUCUUUCCGAGAAGCAGCGAACACAUUCAAGUUAUACAUAUACAGUCUGCUUAAAGGUGUUGAGCGCAAGAGACACAGCCCGACGAAACUCUGGUAGAUACGAUGUCAAGACACAAGACGAAGGGUCGCCGUGAUAGUCCGGCGACACCCCCGGCGGACAGAAAAAGAGUAAAGACUUCACAUUCCCCAGAGCGAAAAAUGAAAUCCCUAACCUUGUCCUUCAAUGAUGAGGUGCGCCCACUGAUAGACCUGGUCGACAAACUACGUGGGUAUGGUCUGGACAGAGACAUCAACCUUCCAGCCGUCGCCGUCAUCGGGGACCAGAGUGCCGGCAAGAGCUCUGUUCUUGAAGCAAUCUCUGGCGUCCAACUUCCAAGAGGAACGGGUAUUGUGACAAGGUGCCCGUUGGAGAUGCGGAUGAAGCACUCAGAGGAUGAGGACAAGUGGGAGGGAAAGAUAAUGUAUAAGGACAAGCAUGAUGAACUCCAUAAGGAAGAUAUCCAAGACAGAGAGAGCGUCGGAGACCUUGUGCGGAAAGCCCAGGAUGAAAUGACAGACUGUGAGAAGGGAAUUAGUGAUGAUCUCAUUACUCUGGAAGUGACGUCAUCAGAUGUCCCUGACCUUACUCUCAUUGACCUGCCAGGUAUAGCACGAAACGCCGUCAAGGGUCAGCCGGUUGAUAUCGAAAAGAGGAUUAAAGAUAUGAUCCGUAAAUAUAUUAGACGCCAGGAGACCAUCAUCCUUGCUGUUCUACAGUGUAAUGUGGAUAUUGCCACGUGUGAAGCGCUCAAAAUGGCAAAGGAAUUUGAUGAAGAAGGUCGCAGAACUCUGGGGGUUUUAACAAAGCCGGACUUGCUGGACAAGGGAGCCGAGAACGGUGUAAUGAGGAUCCUGAACAACAUGGAGUUCAGUCUGUCCAAGGGCUACAUCAUUGUCAAGUGUCGAGGUCAGGAGGCUAUAUCGAAGGGCCAGUCCUUGACAGAGGCACUUGGAGAUGAAGACAAUUUCUUCAAAGAUCACAGUCAUUUCAGGUCCUUGAAGGUAUCUCAGUGGGGAAUCCUUACAUUAUCAUCAAGACUGUCACUUGAGCUGCAGAAGCACAUCAAGGUGAGUAACUAUGUAAGCGCUUUGUUCGGAAUAAUACUAUAUUUUGUGCAUUUGCAAGAUAUAUGACACUGAGGCCCUGCAAAUACCGAUCCACCAAUAUCUCAACUGUUAUGAGGUGACAAGUCAAGU